GCCUGGAGAGUUCACGCGCCUGCCGGAUAGACGCGUCAAAGCUCUCGGCCUGGUCCUUUCGCCCUUGCUCUCGCGCCUUGGCCUUUUUGCGUAGUUGCAUGCGUUUCGCCGCCUUUCUUUUUCGUGCUUUGCCACGGCUGCUGUAGUGCUCUGAUGCAAGCACGGGGAGGCGCAAAAAUGGCCCAAAGAACAACGCCCAGGCUAUUUCUAGCUGCCCGGCCGCCGCAUGAGACGCGACUUCGUUCUGGCGCAGCGUGCAGAACCUACUCCCCAGAAGACCAAGAGGGACAACACAUCUGCAGUCUACUCUGCAACUUGUCAUGCAAAAUUCACUAAAGAUUCACCGCUACUCAUGCUAGCGGGUGUUAAAGCUCUAAGCCAACGGCCGCAGCGGCCCACUCGUUCUGCAGAGGAGCGGGCUCUCCGGUUGCGCGAGAAAAUGUAUCAAACAGAGAAGCCUACCCAAACAAGAAAAAAUGUGAAUGCUAAAAUUGCGUCGCUCAAAUUUCUGCUGUAAAAGUGCCGAGGCCAGAAGGCCAAGAGUUUUGCGUUUUUGUGCGUUUUAUUGCGCUUUGUAUUUUAUGCACUUUAAUAUAUGAUUCGAAAAGCAGAAGAAGAAGUAGUGAGUAAGUCUUUCAUGAUGCGGAAGGACCGGCGAGAGACCCAAACUCUUUUUCGCCGAAUUGGGUAUGCUUCUCUGUAGGAUGCAACGCCGCGUGUAAACUUACAGCUUUAUCGCUCAUCCACUACUAGAGCUAUCAUUAUCAAGUCGCUACCGUGUCUGAGCCGUAUCGUCGCUGCCUGCACAGGUGAAAUAGCGUGGCAAUGUUUUUUCUAUUUCUUAUUUUUUGCGAACCUGGUGCAUGACUCCGAUGAAGCAUAG
Amoebophrya sp. A120 is the source of this 883-nucleotide messenger RNA. NCBI's taxonomy places the organism in Eukaryota, Dinophyceae, Syndiniales, Amoebophryaceae. The record is from the annotation of a GenBank genome assembly.